Molecule: messenger RNA, 3899 nt
Organism: Tachysurus fulvidraco (yellow catfish)
Lineage: Eukaryota; Metazoa; Chordata; Actinopteri; Siluriformes; Bagridae
Gene: mgmt
Product: O-6-methylguanine-DNA methyltransferase
Exons: 5
Coding region: 127-663 (178 amino acids)
Biological process (GO): DNA repair
Cellular component (GO): nucleus
Molecular function (GO): methylated-DNA-[protein]-cysteine S-methyltransferase activity
Source: RefSeq, a predicted model, not a curated record
UCCUGUUGCUGAUUGGCCCGGCGUCAUGUCAAUCUUCAUUUACUGCAUUUGAACCUAGGAAGCGUGCAAAAGAUAAGGAACAUAAUAAUUGCUCGAUUCAAAGUGUUUGUCUUAUUGAUAAAUAAAAUGCAGAAACAGCGAAACGCGUGUGUGUUGCAGAGUGUGUGUGUGGAGUCUCCUGUGGGAGAGCUUCUCCUGAGCGGCUGUGAGAAAGGAAUACACACCAUCACUAUUACUAUGGAAACAGAACAUAGGUCUGGGCUCAUUUCAGACCAGGCAGAACUGAACCCGGAGCUUCAGCAGUGUGUUACGUGGCUCCAGAGUUACUUUCGUUCUGCACAGUCAGUGAGCUCUCUUCCGUUUCCUGCCUUACAUCACCCAAUGUUGCAGGGAGACUCCUUCACUGCACAUGUGCUAAGGAUAUUGCAGUCAAGGGUACGAGUGGGACAAACCGUCUCCUACAAGGAGCUCAGCGAGAUGGCCGGAAACCCGAAGGCUUGUCGAGCAGUGGGCAGCAUUAUGAGGAGAAAUCCGGUUCCUCUGAUUGUGCCCUGUCAUCGUGUGCUGUGUAGCUCAGGUCAGAGUGGCAGAUAUAUGGCAGGCAAAGGAGAUGAUAUUAAACUGUGGCUGCUCUCUCAUGAAGGGAAGAAGGGUUUGACCUAACUGUUUAACCUGUGGAUACCGUUUCAGUUGUUCUCUGCCGGAUACACACCCUGAAAUAUUCACUGUUCAACAUUUUUUACAUGCAAAGUCUGGGUGUAUGUUCUGCUUCAGUAAUGAAAUCUAAAGUAACAGUUUAUUCACUUAAUCAGUGCAAGCAUAUGUUUUUAUUGUUACAGUUGAUGUUAACGUUACAGAUGUUGUCUUACUUUAUUGACCAAUAAGAUGAUAGUAAUAGAUAGUAGAUAGUCUAAUAUGGUUUGUUUUUACACCUUUAAACUGUACAUCAUUAGUUUGAGAUCAUUAGUUUACAAAUGAUCAUAAUUUAAAAAAUAAAGAUCAUACAAAUGGCAUCUUUAAUUAAUUCUGCCCUGAAUUUGCCAUUUCACGUAACAAAUAUUUACAUAGAAUUCACAAGACGCAAUAAUAAUCACACACUUUACACACACUCUAUUCUUAACACUGUGUUGUUAACUAGAUGGUCAGUGAGUGUUUUUCUGUUUUGGCAUCGUUGAUCAUGAGUCCCUUGUUUGUCCAGAGAAGUUAAACUGGCUACGGUUCUUCAGAAAAAUCCUCCAGGUCCUGCACAUGAUUUGCUUCUCUUGCAUCUUCUGCAUAUUUGACCCCUUUCCUACAGCUGCUAUAGGAUGAUGAGAGCCAUCUUUUCACACUGGGGACAACUGAGGGACUAACACACUAUAAACUAUUACAGCAUAAAGGUGUGCAAAAGGCUGCAAAAUACAGACAUCUAAAUCUAACAUCACAGAUUAAUUUAUCUCAGCCUUAAAAAGUUAAUAGUUAACAGAUUCUGACAUAAAAUUUCUACGUUUCAUUACAUCUCAGGAUCAUGAAUUUCUAGAAAGUGCCACCUUUAUGUGGAGAAAAAGGAGCAUUGAGCGCUGACAAAGUCAGACAGUGAUUCUCUCUAUUGUGGCUUAUUAAGAGAUUGAAUAUCAACUAUACCUGUUACUUAGCAGCUGUUAAACAUGUCACUUUUCUAGUAUUAAUCUGUUUCUGGGAUGUCAGCUUUCAGGCUUGUCUUAUAAAUAACAACAGAAAUGUAAAAGAGGAUUUGGAGCCUUUCUACUGCAAGGAGAUUAUGAUUAUAAAUCACUGUUAGAUUAUAUUCAUUUCAGUUCUACACUUUAAUGAGAACUGAUUGAUAACACUUCCUGCUCUCUGUUCCCUUUUAUCUGAUUUUCAUGUAAUCUUCAAACAAAGAUCAGUGACGUUUCUUCUAGGUGUUACUCUGUGACCUUGUCCAGGAUAAAAAGUACCUAGGUCUGUUUGUGUGCAGGCCACCAAGGUCACUUUUCUGUUAACGUUUGGUUCUAUUAUCAUGGCUUAUGCUGUAAAUAUUAUUAAAAUGAACCCUAACUGAAUUAAGAAACUAACACUUCGGAGAUAAAACUUUGUAUUUGAACUAAUGUCAUUAAUUAAUAAAAUUAAAUAAAAUAAAAUUUGUGGUUUUAAUUACACAUACUAUACUGGCUGCUGUAUAUUAAGAUUCACCUUUCCUGCUUACACGUGGAGAUCACAGCUAUCUGUGUCUUUUAACUAAUAUUUAAAUUCACAUUUAACUUCACAUAUAACCUCUGUACAAUAUAUAACCUCUCUACAAUUAUACAUACAAUGCACAUAUGACAUAUUGCAUUUUUUAUACUCCCUAUUCUCUACACAUAUUGUGCCUUUCUUGUGUAUGUUUAUCUAUAUACCUUACUGUACAUUCUGCCUAAUAUUUCAAUAUAUAUAUAGUGGACCUGUUUAUUCAGCUUGCACACAUGUUUAUUUACUUUUUAUUUGCUGUACAUAUGUUUACAUAUAUAUAUAUAUCUAUAUAUUGCAUGCUAUACAUAUUGUUGUGAAAAUGGUGGGUGGAAUGGAUGAUGAAGGAAAUGAAUGGUUAACUUCAUGCUCAUUAGAUGAACCUUUUGUAUGCUAUCCAACUUCAAACCCUAGUCUCAUAUUCCCAUACAAAAGAAAAGUGAGAUUAAGGCUACAAAUACCAGAACACAUAGAGCUAGGACAAAAAGACAAAGAGGAGCAAAAAAAAAAAGAAAAAGCAGCAGAAGAAAUAAAACAAGUGUUGAAUAAAAUAAGGAAUAUGAAGCUUGAGGAAUGAAGAAAUCAAUGGAUGAAAAAGGAUCAGACGCUGUACCUAGGCGGCUGGAAGAAGAAUCCAAAAGAAAGGAAGAUUAUAAUGCAUUAUGUUUUAUUAUAUUUUAUUUUAAGAAUUUCAGUAGAACUCUGAAUUGCUUUUCUUUUUCUUAUGUUCAUGUAUUCUCCUAUAAUAGAAUUGAUAAGAUUAAUAUUGCUUAUUUUGACUGUAAACUUAGAUGAUUAUGUUUCUGGUAGUGAAAGCUUAAAAGCCCACUGUGCAUUCGAGGGGAGAAAUCUGCACGCAAAGUGUUUCAACGCUCGCUGUCGAAUUCCACGGCAAUAGAAAUCUUCAGUCGUAUAUAAUCACAGCUUGGCAGUUGCAGGGAGUUAACUGCAAACAUAUAACCAUAUAUAGAAGUGUCAACCUUGAAGAUAAGGAAAAAACAUUAGCAGCACUCAGAGUCACCGACGAGAAAUGUUUGGGAGACGAGAUGUCGGCCGUCGAGAAAGCACAAAGAGGACCAAACCCGACAACAGUCUGUAUAAAAGCCCACCUUGAAUUACAUUGUGUGUGCAUUCUAGUGUAAACAGCCUCAGUGCGUGUUAUACUCUGUGUGCAUCAUAGAACAAACGCAAGCUUACACCUGAAGAGUUAAUUACUUAAUCACAUAAUCAAAUAAUCUUAAUUACUUUUACUUAUUCUAAUACUUUGAUUAUUUGAAGGAGAUUUUAUUUGUAAUUUUCUUUUUAUUUUACAUAUAUUACACACAUAUAUCUGUAUUAAACAACUUUUAUUAAAAACAAGGCCUCUCAUUGUGAGGAUCCUGAAAAGACAAAAAGCUCUAAGUCUGACUCCUUCAUUUAAAGAAGGCCCUACAGACACUCGCUGAUAUGAUCACAGAGAGUGAGCAACAACACCCGGACUCUGUACUAAUAAUUCUUGGGGACUUUAAUAAAGCGAUUCUCUCAUGUGAACUGCCAAAAUACAGACAGCAUGUUACAUGUCCCACCAGAGACAGUAACACACUGGAUCACUAUUAUACUACAAUAAAGGAUGCAUAUCACUCUGUCCCACGGGCAGCUCUGGGACUCUCUGAUCACUGUUUAGUUCAUCUGAUACCGACCUACUGGCAGUAACU